Molecule: messenger RNA, 5121 nt
Organism: Penicillium taxi
Lineage: Eukaryota; Fungi; Ascomycota; Eurotiomycetes; Eurotiales; Aspergillaceae
Exons: 3
Coding region: 1-5121 (1706 amino acids)
Biological process (GO): nucleoside metabolic process
Molecular function (GO): catalytic activity; protein binding
Source: RefSeq, a predicted model, not a curated record
AUGGCCCACCCUCCCCAAGAUGCCUUCCAAAUUGGCUGGAUCUGUGCUCUUCCGAUUGAGGCUGCAGCCGCCGCCGAAAUGCUAGAUGAGCACUUUGGGAUUCUCGAAGACCAAGAUGCAGCGGACUCAAAUACCUACACGUUAGGCCGAAUCAGUAAACAUUACGUUGUGAUCGCCUGCCUCCCUGGAGGCCAGUACGGAACCACAUCCGCUACGACGGUCGCAAAUAACAUGCUUCGCACCUUCUCCAGGUCACUUCGAAUAGGAUUGAUGGUCGGUGUUGGGGGUGGAAUCCCUUCAGAUAUCCAUGAUAUCCGCCUCGGCGAUGUCGUGAUUAGCUACCCCCAAGAAACUUGUGGUGGGGUGAUUCAAUAUGAUAUGGGCAAGAUUAUUGAAGAUGGAAAAUUCGAACGAACUGGCUCGUUGAAUAGUCCGCCAAGGGCACUGUUAACUGCAAUUGGCACUAUGAGAGCUGCCGAGCUGAGAGAUAACCCCCGCUACCCUGAAUAUCUCCAAAACGCAAUCGGAAGAACUGCUCGAACUCGGAAAAGUUUUGGCCGGCCUACUGUACAAUCUGAUCGACUCUUUCAGGUGAACCAUGAUCAUCCUGCUAGUGCGAGCAGCUGUGAUAAAUGUCUAGCAGAGUGGGAAGAGACAAGAGGUGAACGCGAGGAUAAUGAUCCACAGCUCCAUUAUGGCAUCAUUGCUUCUGGCAAUAAGGUCAUUAAGCACGGGCAGACAAGAGAUCAACUUCGUUUAGAGACUGGAGCAUUAUGCUUCGAAAUGGAGGCAGCUGGCCUGAUGCUGGACUUCCCCUGCGUUAUUAUCCGCGGUGUUUGUGAUUAUGCCGACUCGCACAAGAAUAAGGAGUGGCAGGGAUAUGCUGCCCUAGCAGCUGCAGCAUAUACAAAAGAGCUUCUAGCAUAUGUUCCUAUUGGCCACGUAUCACAAGAAAACUUGGUAGUAGACAUAUAUAACGGGUUGAAGGCCGAAAUUGAAGGCACAAAUCAACGCCUAGACCAAGCAUACAGUCAACAAGAACGACAUCAUCGUGAGAAGGUUACGUUUACUUUGACAGAUCAGCAAAACCGUUGUCUCCAAACAUUCAAAAUAUCAACUUAUGAGGAGCGAAAGAACGUCAAUCCGAGAAAAGUGGAAGGAACCUGCCUAUGGGCUUUACAGAGCGCUGAAUACAUCCGUUGGUCAGAGAGCAGCUGUAACGAUCUUCUAUGGGUGUCUGCCGAUCCAGGUUGUGGAAAAUCUGUGCUUGCCCGUUCGAUAAUUGAAGACCACUUAGAAAUGUUGGGUUCUGAAGCUACAAUCUGUUACUUCUUUUUCAAGGACAACGAUGAACAAAACCGUCUUGCUUUAGCACUAUGCUCGGCACUCCAUCAGCUUUUUAGCCAGCGGCCUCAGCUCUUGUAUCAUGCUAUACCAUCUUGGGAAAAGAAUGGGGAGAAGCUCCAGCAAGAGGUUGAUGAAUUAUGGAGAAUUUUUACAACCGUUGUAUCAUCAGACAAAUUAUGCAAGAUAAUUUGUAUAUUAGAUGCGCUUGAUGAAUGCUGUGAAAUUGAUCAAAAUCGACUGAUUAAGAAGCUCCGGUCAUUUCACCGCCUAUCACAUCCAGAGACACAGGAUAACUGGUUAAAAUUUCUAGUCACUAGUCGCCCUUAUGCUGAUAUCCAGAAUAAGUUUCGAGAGAUCACAGACUAUUUCCCACAUCUUCAUCUAGAAGGAGAGAAAGAAAAUGAUCAGAUCCGCCAAGAAAUCGAUCUUGUCGUGAAGAUGCGAGUAAAGGAGCUCGCUGAAAGAGCAGUGUUAUCACGGGACACAGAGCAGCGACUCGAGCGACAGCUCCUGCAAAUGGAGCACCGUACAUAUCUCUGGCUACAUCUAGCCAUUAACGAUAUUCGAGCUACAUUCGAGAACAGCCUUCGCCCGGCUGAGGAGUCAAUCAAGGUGAUACCUCAGUCAGUAAAUGAGGCAUACGAGAAGAUUCUCAGUCGAGUGCUCUCCUCUCAAGUGGAUAUUGCGAGGAAGAUCUUACAAAUUAUCGUUGCAGCACGGCGCCCUUUAACCACGGCGGAAAUGGCUAUGGCGCUCGGUAUUGCCACAUCCCCACAAGCCCAAACUGCAGCAAAGGCUGGACUUGAAUCAUUCCAGAUCGAUAAAAAGCUUCGUCGAUUAUGUAGCAUUUUUGUUUUCGUCAAUAACUCCAAGAUCUAUCUAAUUCAUCAGACAGCCAGGGAGUUUCUUAUUAGGAAGAGUUGUUCUAACAAUAUUAACCAUUUAUACUCGUGGAACCUUACUGAUGCUGAGGACCAAAUGGCUGCUAUCUGUUUACGAUAUCUACUGAUGGAAGAUCUGGAACACGAUGAUGACGAUACAUGCUCUGACAUUCGAAAAUUCCUAGAUUAUUCAGCAUUAUAUUGGCCGGACCAUAAACGGAGGAUGAGUUUAACCCAAGACCAAGAAGCGACCGGUCAAGUUCAGCAAAUGUACGAUAUGAGUGGAAAAAGAUUUUCAUUGUGGUUCCCUAUCUUUUGGAAGUCCAUCGAAAGCCAUAUAGCUCCGCCAUCAAUGACUGCUUUACAUCUGGCAUCAUUUAACGGGCAUGAGCGGGAGGUUAAGUUUCUAUUGUCUCUUGGUGGAAAGGAUAUCAAUUCGACCGAUAGCACCGGAACCUACCCUAUCAUCUGGGCCUCACUGAAUGGUCAUGGGAAGGUGGUACGGGUACUGUUAGAGAAAGGAGCUGAGGUUAAUGCUCAAGGUGAAAGGUAUGGAAAUGCUUUACAAGCUGCGUCUUUCGGAGGGCACGUUAGGAUUCUGGAGUUGCUGCUAGAGGAAGGAGCCAAGGUCAACGCUCAAGGUGGAAGCUAUGGAAAUGCGCUCCAGGCAGCGUCUUCUGGAGGACACGACAACAUCGUGCAGUUGCUGCUAGAGAAAGGAGCCAAGGUCAACGCUCAAGGUGGAAGCUAUGGAAAUGCGCUCCAGGCAGCGUCUUCUGGAGGACACAAUAAAAUUGUGCAUAUACUGCUAGAGAAAAGAGCCGAUGUUAACGCCCAGGGUGGAGAGUAUAGAAAUGCUCUCCAAGCUGCGUCUUUUGGAGGGCAUGAUAUGGUCGUGGAGUUGCUGCUAGAACAUGGAGCCGAUGUCAACGCUCAAGGUGGAGAGUAUGGAAAUGCGCUCCAGGCAGCGUCUUUCAGGGGGCAUGAUAGGGCCGUGGAGUUGCUGCUAGAACACGGAGCCGAUGUCAAUGCCCAAGGUGGAGGGUAUGGAAAUGCUCUCCAAGCUGCGUCUGUGGAAGGACAUGAUAGGAUUGUGGAAUUGCUGCUAGAGAAAGGAGCCAAGGUCAACGCCCAAGGUGGAAGCUACGGAAAUGCUCUCCAAGCUGCGUCUUCUAAAGGACAUGAUAAUAUUGUGGAGUUGCUGCUUGAGAAAGGAGCCGAGGUCAAUACCCAAGGUGGAGGAUAUAGAAAUGCUCUCCAAGCUGCAUCUUUCAGAGGAUAUGAUAGGAUUGUGGAGUUGCUGCUAGAGAAAGGAGCUAAGGUCAACACCCAAGGUGGAGGAUAUGGAAAUGCUCUCUAUAUUGCGUCUUUCGGAGGACAUGAUAGGAUUGUGAAGCUACUGCUAGAGAAAGGAGCCAAGAUCAACGCUCAAGGUGGAAGCUAUGGAAAUGCUCUCCAAGCUGCGUCUGUGGAAGGACAUGAUAGGGUUGUGGAGUUGCUGCUAGAGAAAGGAGCCAAGGUCAACGCCCAAUGUGGAGAGUAUGGAAAUGCUCUCCAAGCUGCGUCUUCUAAAGGACAUGAUAGGAUUGUGGAGCUGCUGCUUGAGAAAGGAGCCGAUGUCAGCACUCAUGGUGGAAACUUCGGAAAUACUCUUCAAGCUGCGUCUUUCGGAGGGCAUGAUAGGGUCGUGGAGUUGCUGCUAGAACACAGAGCCGAGAUCAACAACCAGGAUGGACACUAUGGAAAUGCGCUCCAGGCUGCGUCUUUCGGAGGGCAUGAUAAGGUCGUGGAGUUGCUGCUAGAACACGGAGCCGAUGCCAACGCUCAAGGUGAAUACUAUGGAAAUGCGCUCCAGGCAGCGUCUUCUGGAGGACACGACAACAUCGUGCAGUUGCUGCUUGAGAAAGGAGCCAAGGUCAACGCUCAAGGUGGAAGCUAUGGAAAUGCGCUCCAGGCAGCGUCUUCUGGAGGACACAAUAAAAUUAUGCAUAUGCUGCUAGAGCAAGGAGCCGAUGUCAAUGCUCAAGGUGGAGAGUAUGGAAAUGCUCUCCAAGCUGCAUCUUUUGGAGGGCAUGAUAGGGCCAUGGAUUUGCUGCUAGAACACGGAGCCGAUGUCAAUGCUCAAGGUGGAGAGUAUGGAAAUGCUCUCCAAACUGCGUCUUUUGAAGGGCAUGAUAGGGUCGUGGAGUUUCUGCUAGAACACGGAGCCGAUGUCAACACUCAAGGUGGAUACUAUGGAAAUGCUCUCCAAGCUGCGUCUUUUGGGGGGUAUGAUAGGGUCGUGGAGUUGCUAUUAGAACACGGAGCCGAUGUCAACGCUCAAGGUGAAUACUAUGGAAAUGCGCUCCAGGCAGCGUCUUCUGGAGGACACGACAACAUCGUGCAGUUGCUGCUAGAGAAAGGAGCCAAGGUCAACCAACGCUCAAGAGCCGAUGUUAACGCCCAGGGUGGAGAGUAUAGAAAUGCUCUCCAAGCUGCGUCUUUUGGAGGGCAUGAUAUGGUCGUGGAGUUGCUGCUAGAACAUGGAGCCGAUGUCAACGCUCAAGGUGGAGAGUAUGGAAAUGCGCUCCAGGCAGCGUCUUUCAGAGGGCAUGAUAGGGCUGUGGAGUUGCUGCUAGAACACGGAGCCGAUGUCAAUGCCCAAGGUGGAGGGUAUGGAAAUGCUCUCCAAGCUGCGUCUGUGGAAGGACAUGAUAAGAUUGUGGAGCUGCUGCUAGAGAAAGGAGCCAAGGUCAACGCCCAAGGUGGAAGCUACGGAAAUGGUCUCCAAGCUGCGUCUUCUAAAGGGCAUGAUAACAUUGUGGAGUUGACAGAAUAUCAUGAUGUUUUGGCAUUGCUCAUGCCAAGGCCGGUGCCAAGGAUCAAUGCUUUUAAGAUAAAGGCCAAGUCCUAA